GAAGAGAAGCAGCAGCUGCAGUUGCGAUGAGAGAGACACAGAGUGGCGGAGUGGGUCGCGUAUGGAUGGUGGCUCUCAACUUGGCCUUUUGUUUGGGUUCAAUCCGAAAACAAAAAAGAGACAAAAACAAGAGAGAAGCUUUUAAGUGGAAGAUGUCAAAGGCAUAUAAAGGUAUAAACCAUCCAAAACACAGAGCAUACGACAAUUGGACAUCACUCUUCUCUCUUCAGCCACCAUUAACUGCUAAAUCAUACGACACACCACUCUCCUCUUCCACUGCAUCUCUGAGCUCCUCUCUCUCUCUCUCUCUCUCUCUCUCUCUCUCUCUCAUGGCUAUUGCAGCUGCUUCUUCUCUUCCCUUGGGUUCUUCGCAUUGCCAAUCAUGCCAUAUGGAAGGAGUUUGUUCUUCGAGAAAACAUGGGAUCUCGAACAGUUGGAUGAAACCUGGUUCUGAUGGUCGAAGACCCCCUGAUUUUCUGGGUGUAAGUUUGAAGUGCAGGAAUCCGUUAGCUGGACCAACACAAUUUCACUGGCUGUCUAUUGGACAUGGUCUUUGCAUUUCCAAAGUUUCUGUUGCUGCAGAUUUUUCUGAUUCUGUUCCUGAAUCCUCUAAUUAUAUGACUAACCAAGGUUAUCAUCCUCUUGAGGAAUUGAAAGUGUGCAAGAUGGUCCGAGACACUAAACUCACCUCUGCUGAAAUAGCAAGAACAACAGUUGAGGCUAACGACAGUGCUUUGCUGGUUUUUCCUGGGAAGAUACACUCCGAACCACAUGAACAAAUUUCUUGGGCUGAGUUUCAAUAUGUUAUCGACGAUUAUGGAGAUUUAUAUUUUGAAGUGUUUGAUGAUGUAAACAUAUUAGAAGAUCCUACUGCAAGUAACCCUGUGAAUGCUUUAUUUGGAAUGGAUAUCCCUGCAAACAACAAUGGAAGAACAGGAGGAUUCAGCAUUCUCGAUGACCACUACAGUGACGUUAUCCCUUUUGAUGAUGAUUAUCUAGAGGUUGUAGAAUCUGAAGCUUUUGAUCUUCUGGACUGGGAGAUACCUGAUGCGUCUACCUUGAUUCAUCCCAUAUACUUUGCAAAGUGCUUGACAAAGGCCAUCAAUGUCAGACAUGACAAGAAAAUGGAUUACCCAUCCAAUGGUGUUUCUAUUUUAGGAUGUCUUGUACCUGCUUUUGCUGAUGAAGAAUUUUAUGUAAGAAGACUAUUUCAUCAUGAGGAUAGCGACGAUCACAACUCAGAGGAGAAAGAUGGUAAAGGAGUGAGCAUUAGUUCCAAAAGUGACCAAAGCAAGACUUGCUCAACACUCUACCGGUUGGAGAUAAUGAGAAUAGAAAUGUUCUCGGUAUAUGGUAUUCAGUCCACAAUUGGCCUGCAAGAUUUUCAGGAUGCGGAACCUGAUUUUCUUAUAAGCUCUAUCUCGGAUAUUGUAGAACGAUUCAAUGAAAGAGGGAUCAGAUGUGAUGUUGCUCUUAAAGCUUUAUGCAAAAGAAAAGGGAUUCAAGUUGAGGGAGCUCACUUGAUCGGGGUUGACAGUCUAGGAAUGGACGUUAGAGUCUUCUCAGGGUCAGAAGUACAAACUCAUCGUUUUCCCUUCAGAAUCCGGGCUAAGUCUGAACUUGUAGCUGAAAAGCAGAUUGAGCAACUUUUGCUCCCACGCUCUCGCCGUAAAAAGUUGAGGAGUCAAGGAAAUAAUUUUCAGGGUGUGGAGUCGUACUAAUUCUAUCACGGUUCUUUAGCCUAGAAUGAAAGAGACUGUUUGGUCAUAGGAAAAUGAUGAUGAUAAAUAACCUGGAGCUCCUUGACUUGGAACAAGCGUUGUUAGUGCUCUGAUGAUAAUAUGGUUAAAUCUGCACCAAAAUGAAGGCAAAGCUGGAAAAUGUGGACGUGCAGAUGGCAGAUUCUCCAAAUACUUCUCAGAAGAGAAACCACAGAAUAAAACGCGGCAAUGUAAAAAAACAAUAAUCAUGUCCACCACUGUAUUUAUGAUGUCAUCAGAGAUAUGUUUAAUUUUCAUUGGGAAGACAAAUGUUCAACAUUUGCACAAUUUAUAUUGCAGGCAACAAUUUUUACUCCCCAUCUCAUUGAUCAGAAUCGGCUUAUUUACAAAUGUUAUUUGUCCUGAUGUCGAGGAUAAUUGUCAUC
This is a messenger RNA of Argentina anserina (silverweed cinquefoil), 2146 nucleotides long. RefSeq lists its product as uncharacterized. The record is from RefSeq and is a predicted model, not a curated record. The transcript has 13 exons. Bases 27 to 1721 code for a protein of 564 amino acids. Lineage: Eukaryota; Viridiplantae; Streptophyta; Magnoliopsida; Rosales; Rosaceae.